This is a messenger RNA of Rhodotorula toruloides NP11, 642 nucleotides long. RefSeq names its product Mediator complex, subunit Med11. The transcript has 3 exons. Gene Ontology annotation, molecular function: transcription coregulator activity. Gene Ontology annotation, biological process: regulation of transcription by RNA polymerase II. Lineage: Eukaryota; Fungi; Basidiomycota; Microbotryomycetes; Sporidiobolales; Sporidiobolaceae. The record is from RefSeq and is a predicted model, not a curated record. Gene Ontology annotation, cellular component: mediator complex. Bases 1 to 642 code for a protein of 213 amino acids.
AUGGAGGUGGAUCAAGGGUCUCAAAACGGGUCAGAGAACGGAGGCGAGGAGGAGGCGUGGCAGAAGACCCGGGCGGGGAAGCGGAUUGAGGAGCUCAAGGUCGUCGAGGAGAACAUUGCUGCACUGCUCCACUUUGCCGGCUGCACUCUCGCGUCCCUCCACCCCGACCCGCUGUCCUCGUUCACCUCUCGAGAACUUGCGGUGGACGACGACGAGGUAGAAGACGGCGCAAAGGCGGGCGGCGCGGCCUCAGGAGAGGGAGGAGAGAAGCUCGCCGACUUCAGCAAGUACGCGGAGGGCUACUAUGCCACGCUGAAUGACAUCCAACUCGCCCUCCGCACGUCCAUCCGACACCUCCGCGUCUCCCGCACGUCGGCAGCACCGUUGAUCGACCCGUCGUUUGGCAGUCUCGUCACAGCAGGACCCGCAGCAUCAGCAGUGGGUCCAGGAGGCGUUGCGCUCGCCGACCUGCUCAAGCCGCUCGAGGGCAAGGUACCGCUGUGGGAUGGCAAGACACAGAGGGUGCGGGAGGAGGCGCGGGAGGCGCAGGCUGAGGAACGGCUGAGUGUCGCCGCGCUCGAGCUGGAGAGGGAGGCGUGGGCGGACCUGGUGCGCUCGCUCGAGGCGGGUCGGGCGGAGUAG